GGUUUUUGUUUUCAUCUCAUUUCGUUUCGUCAUUCUCAAAAUUAUCUUCGCUGCAAUAUUUUUCCAGUGACUGAAGCGAACAGCUGUUGUUUUAUUCAUUAUCAGUGAGAAGUGUGAAUUAUUACGAGAUUUCUUUUAAUAGAGAAAUAAUCGAUUUUAAUCUUUUUAUGUGAAUCAUUUUUGAGUCCAAAGUAGAAAGUUUUUUUUUCGGGCUAUUAAAAAUUAAUGUUUAGAGACCUUUGGAAUUAAGAUUGAAUGCAUCAUUGAAAAGAGUGUUAUAUUAGAAAAAAAAGCUUAUCAGAAAUUUAUACUGUCAAAAACUUAAUUAGUCGCCAAGAUGACAUCAUCGAAUUGUGACAGUCCUGUAAGCGAGUCAUCAGACAGCAACUCAAUCAUAAAGCAUUGGUUCUAUGAACAUACAAUUGAUGCAAAAAAGCGUUGGACGCCAUUUAGCUUCGUCGAUUCACAAGCACUUGAAGAGGCUUUUACAAGUCACGACUCACAUCGCUCAAUCAUAACAACAGACGGUGGACGAUUUGACGUCAACAUACCAGAGCGAAUUAGAAUUCCUGUUUAUUGGAAAGGCGAGAAUAGUGAAGUGCGACGUUGCAGCUGGUUUUACAAGGUCGACUCUCGUUCAAUUCCCUACGAAGAAGGAAUCGCCGAUCUUCUCGAACAUGAAUAUCAAGAAGCACUUAGAACUGAAGAUUGGCAUCGAAGAGUUGAACUGCCUAAUGGCGAACAAGUCGUUUUUCAUGAUGCUAAUGUCAUAGUUCAUUUCCAACAGAAAUCAACUCCUGACAAUUGGGGAACACCAACAUCACCAAUAAGCAAACCACGAGUUGUUAAACGAGGAAUUGACGAUUUUAACAUUGAAGAUGGAGAUUGCGAUAAAAUUGAUCAUUUAUUAUUCAUGGUCCAUGGAAUUGGAUCUGUUUGUGACUUAAAGUUUCGUACAGUGGAAGAAGUUGUUGAUGAGUUUCGUUCAAUUGCGCAACAAUUAAUUCAAGCUCAUUAUCGAACAGCUUACGAUGAAGGGGAAGUUGGACGUGUUGAAGUUUUACCCGUUUCAUGGUGGAAUUCACUUCACUCUGAUGAGUCGGGCAUUGAUCAGAAAUUGAAAUCAAUCACACUCGAAUCAAUUCCAAAGUUACGCAACUUUACAAAUGAAACUUUGUUGGAUGUUUUAUUUUAUACAAGUCCAGUGUUUAGCCAGAAUAUUGUUGACACUGUUGCGAAUUCAUUGAACAAAAAAUUUGGAAUGUUUAUGAAUCGAAAUCGAAAUUUUAAAGGAAAAGUUUCACUUGCCGGACAUUCACUUGGAUCUUUGAUUCUUUUCGAUCUUUUGUGUCAUCAAAAGUCACUUGUUGUUAAUGGAGAUAGUCAUGAGAAUGUUGAAGCAGUGAAAUUAGUAAAACCAGAAGUUGUGCGUCAUAAAGUUCUUGAGAGAACUCAAUCGAAGCAAAUUGAUUAUCGUGUGGGAUUAUCUGGGACCGGCCAACCACUCAUGAAGUAUCCACAACUAACAUUUGCACCGAAAAACUUCUUUGCACUUGGAAGUCCAAUUGGGAUGUUUGUGACAAUUCGUGGAAUUGAUAAACUUGGCGUGGAUUUCCGUUUGCCAACUUGUGAUGGAUUUUUCAACAUUUUCCAUCCUUACGAUCCAGUUGCAUAUCGUUUGGAAGCUUUAGUUAAUCCAACACUUGCUAAUGUUCCACCAGUGUUAAUUCCACACCAUAAAGGACGAAAACGAAUGCAUUUGGAGCUUAAGGAGACAAUGAAUCGGGUGUCAACUGACAUCAAGACAAAGUUCAUGUCUUCAUUCAAACACGUCACUGAAACUGUUUGCGCAUUGAAUCCAAUCACAAAAAAUGUCAAUCACAAAGCUAUUGAACAAGAAGUCAAUGAAGUCAUUGAUAAACAAUUAAAUUCGGAGAUUAAUCAGGGAAAAUCUGAAUCAGCAAAUGAUGAAACGAAAGAUUCCAACGACAAUUUACAACUUGGUCAGUUAAAUCAAACGAAGCGAUUUGAUUAUGUGCUUCAAGAAGCUCCUUUAGAAUUUUUCAACGAAUAUCUUUUCGCUUUGACUGCUCAUGUUUGUUAUUGGGAAAGUGCUGACACAAUUCUCUUCAUUGUUAAGGAAAUUUACAACUCAUUAGGCGUUGAAGCUGAUAAAGAAAUUCCACAACAUUCAUUGAAGAUUGAAAGGCCGACGUUAAAAUCUUCAGAUGCACCACAAACGUCGACAUCGGUUGAAAGGAGAUAGCUAUGGGAUGGAAUACGCGUUAUUAAUUUCCUUAAUUUCGUUUGGAGAAUUUAUUUCUGCAACUUAUGUCGAAGAUUGAAAAAUAUUUAAAAAUUAAUUUAUGUAGGCUUGAGAACUCUUCCACUUAACUAUUCGCUAAUAUUUUUAGAUGUUGAAAACAAAAUUAAAAGAAGACGAAACAUUCCUUUCUCUAUCUUAAUUAAUGGAAUUAAGCAUGAAGAAAGAGAAAAAUAUUUAUUGAGAUUAUGAUCACAGAUUGAUGCUCCAAUUCAGAUAAAAUAAACAUGCAAACUUAAAAUAAAUUUUGAAUUUUCCACGCAAAUAAAAAGAAUUUCAUAACAAUUUUCUUUUCAGUUGCAACAUCGAAAAAAAAAAUGAAUAAAUUUUAUUGAAUUUCUGGCGAAUUGAAA
Clunio marinus is the source of this 2676-nucleotide messenger RNA. Lineage: Eukaryota; Metazoa; Arthropoda; Insecta; Diptera; Chironomidae. The record is from the annotation of a GenBank genome assembly.